Molecule: messenger RNA, 438 nt
Organism: Trichobilharzia szidati
Lineage: Eukaryota; Metazoa; Platyhelminthes; Trematoda; Strigeidida; Schistosomatidae
Source: the annotation of a GenBank genome assembly
AUGGCUUUUAUGAUGAAUGUAAACGACGUUUCAGUAUUCGAUUAUGGAAAACAUUUACUGAUUGCCAUUCCCUACGAAGGAUUUUUAUGUGAUAUCCUAUGGCCAGAUCCAGAUAAGGAUGUCAAUGAUUGGGCUGUAUAUGAUCGAGGAGUUAGCUUUUUAUUCGGUCAAGAUGUAGUCACCGAAUUCCUUAACCGACGUGAAAUGGAUUUAAUUUGUCGAGCACAUCAAGUGGUUGAAAAUGGUUAUGAAUUUUUUUGUAACCGUCGACUAGUUACUUUGUUCUCUGUACCCAAUUACUGUGGAGAAUUCAAUAAUACCGAUGCUGUGAUGUCAGUUGACGAAGAUUUAACCUGUUCAAUUCGAAUAUUUAAACCAUUUGAGAAGAAAGACAGAUAUCAGGAUAAAGGUACAGCCAUAACAGAAAUUGAAGCCUAA